This is a messenger RNA of Oikopleura dioica, 1068 nucleotides long. NCBI's taxonomy places the organism in Eukaryota, Metazoa, Chordata, Appendicularia, Copelata, Oikopleuridae. The record is from the annotation of a GenBank genome assembly.
AUGAGAAAAACAAGAGCCCAAGCAAAGGCUCAAUCCUUGCAAGAGCAAAAGCCCGUAGAACGAAUUAGCGUCAAAGAGAAAACUAAAAAGAAAACUAUCGCAGGAAAGUUCACCCUCAAAUGCGUCACAGAGGUUGCCUUUCGAUUCAAAGACGUCUACUACGAGAAUAUGUUCCAGCAGCUUCUAUUCAAGUUAGUCCUUGUUGAGGAAUCUCCUCAUGUGCGCAUCAAAACGAUUCUUCUUGGCAAAGAAAAAUGGACCAUUCUAGCGCCGGAGAAGAAAACUAAUCUUUUAGCUUUCGAGCAGAGUUUCCUUCGACGAUCGGUGAAGAGGGCGAUCUUUGACAUUGCAAAGAGCGAAGAAAGGAAGACGAAGUCGGAAAUGAAGAUCUGCCUGGAGAUGGCGAAACUUCCGUAUGGCACCGACCGAACAAGCGUUUUGAUAAGCUCGAAAGAAAACGCGAAAGAAUUCGAUUUCAUUGAGUGGAUGUCGAAAUUCCGUGAAAGCGACGAAAUGUUUGGAGAUAUUGAGACGCAUGGCUCCUCCCUCCAAUCCGAUUCGAAAAAGAGAUACAGUGGCUUCGUCGAGGAGGCUGCUAAUACUGUCAUGCGCAAAAAACUCAAGAAGGCCGCGUUUUUUUUCCAAGAUUCGGAACUGCAGUGCUUGUUCAACCACAGAAUCUUUCACUUUCUCAAAGCGGCAAGAAAAAGUCGUCAUUUCGGAGAAAGAACCUUGGAGAUUCGCUCGCAUUGGAAAUCGACUGGACCUCCAUAUAUGUUCAUCGUCUUCUUUCUCAAAACCGAAAAGGACCUGAAUCUACUCGAGGUUCUCGUCCAGACAACAAUAGAAGAGAUUCUCCGUGAGAAACGAGAGCGAUUCGUGGACGACGAUCCCGAAAGCUUCAACCGAUUCAGCAUACUUUUCAAAACUGAAAAAGAGACACUUCAAGUUCAUGGGCAAGAUGCUGUCAAUUUCAACUUCGGAAAAGAACUCGUAAAAUUGAACAUUUACUCGCCAAGUGGAACGUCGAUCAAGAAUAUCAUCGAUUUUAAAGCAAUAAUGAAUUAG